This is a messenger RNA of Adineta ricciae, 318 nucleotides long. Lineage: Eukaryota; Metazoa; Rotifera; Eurotatoria; Adinetida; Adinetidae. The record is from the annotation of a GenBank genome assembly.
AUGGCACAUCUGACUUCUUCACGUCCGACUUUAUUGAUGAGUUUUUUUCAACUUCUUGAAAUUCGUCUACUAGGACCAACACCCGCGUGGUCUCGCACAAAUGGCGGUGAUACUGGUUUACAUCCUUCCAAUAUCCAUGAUUGCCAAUAUGCUAUUGGAAGUAUCAAAUUCACUGGUGAUACACCGAUUAUUCUGACACAGGAUGGGCCAAGUUUAGGUCGUUUUGUUUGUCUGGCUACAAUUGUUAAAGCUGAACUGUGGAAGAUUGGCCAAAUGAUCAAAUUCAGUUCUCUCCAAUUACGUUUGAUCAAGCAUUGA